AUGCACUUCCUAGGACUCAUUGUUGCUUUCGCCCCUGCGGCUCUUGCCCAGUCUGCUAUCUGGGGACAGUGUGGUGGUCAGGGAUGGUCUGGCGCUACGACCUGCCAAUCUGGCUUGAAGUGUGAGAAGAUCAACGACUUCUACUUCCAGUGUAUUCCCGGAAGUGACAACGGCGGCGGCACCCCCGAGCCUACGAACCCUUCUCCUGGUACUGGAGAUGCUACUGGUCUUGACGCCAAGAUCAGGGCCAAGGGAAAGGUAUACUUCGGUUCCGAGAUCGACCACUACCAUCUCAGCAACAACCCUCUCAUCAACAUUGUCAAGAAGGACUUUGGUCAGGUCACCAACGAGAACAGUAUGAAGUGGGAUGCAAUUGAGCCUUCUCGCGGUCAGUUCACUUUCAGCAACGCUGACAAGGUCGUCGACUUUGCCCAAGCCAACGGCAAGAAGAUCCGUGGCCACACUCUUCUUUGGCACUCUCAACUCCCCCAGUGGGUCAAGAACAUCCGUGACCGCGCCACCAUGACCGCCGUCAUCGAGAACCACGUCAAGACCAUGGUCACCCGCUACAAGGGCAAGAUCCUCCACUGGGACGUUGUCAACGAGAUCUUCGCCGAGGACGGUAACAUGCGAAACAGUGAGUUCUACCAGGUCCUCGGCGAGGACUUUGUCGGUAUUGCUUUCCGCGCCGCCCGCGCCGCCGACCCUGCUGCCAAGCUCUACAUCAACGACUACAACCUCGAUAUCGCCAACUACGCCAAGGUCACCCGCGGAAUGGUUGACCACGUCAACAAGUGGGUGUCUCAGGGCAUUCCCAUUGAUGGUAUCGGUUCUCAGGCUCAUCUUGCCCGUCCUGGUGGCUGGAACCCUGCUUCUGGUUUCCCUGCUGCUCUCAAGGUUCUCGCUGGUGCCAACGUCAAGGAGGUUGCCAUCACAGAGCUUGACAUUGAGGGCGGUGGUGCUAGUGACUACGUCACUGUUGUCAACUCUUGUCUCACAACUCCCAAGUGUGUUGGUAUCACUGUCUGGGGUGUUUCUGACAAGGACUCGUGGCGACCCGGUACUAACCCUCUUCUCUUCGACGGCAACUACCAGCCCAAGGCUGCUUACACUGCUGUGAGCAACGCUCUUAACUAA
This is a messenger RNA of Fusarium venenatum, 1137 nucleotides long. Its product is annotated as putative xylanase 21. Gene Ontology annotation, cellular component: extracellular region. Gene Ontology annotation, biological process: carbohydrate metabolic process. The record is from RefSeq and is a predicted model, not a curated record. NCBI's taxonomy places the organism in Eukaryota, Fungi, Ascomycota, Sordariomycetes, Hypocreales, Nectriaceae. Gene Ontology annotation, molecular function: cellulose binding; hydrolase activity, hydrolyzing O-glycosyl compounds.